GUUCGGUAGUUUCUACUGGACUUCCAGAAGAUGGGUACAGGUGGUGGGAUGCGAAUACCACUAUGGAUAUCAAUACUAGCACUUGCCUUCGUACAGAUCAAAGUUCAAGCCCAGGAUGAUGAACAACAAACAAAAUCGAACUAUGUUUCUCCAUCCAUCCUGCAGCGACAAAAAAAUUUUCCACCAGCUUCAAAAUCGCAAGAAGUGACAAUCAUUCCACCAUUUCAAAACACAUUGACAUUAAAAGCUGGCAACCCUUCUCACAAUGGCCGGGUGUGCAGCACAUGGGGUAACUUCCACUUCAAGACCUUUGAUGGAGACAUCUUUUACUUCCCUGGGGUCUGCAAUUACAUCUUUGCAUCCAACUGCAAAUCUUCCUAUGAGGACUUCAACAUCCAGAUCAGGCGUACAAUGGUGGAAAAUGCUACCAUGAUCACUCAUGUCAUCAUGAAGCUGGAAGGAGCAGUGAUUGAACUGACCCGUGGCUCUGUCCUGCUUGAUGGCAAAUUGGUUCAGAUGCCCUACAGCCAUAUGGGAGUCUUAAUAGAGAGAAGUAACAGCUAUUUGAAAGUUUCUGCCAAGAUAGGACUGACUUUCCUUUGGAAUGAAGAGGAUGCCCUUCUGGUGGAACUAGAUAAGAAAUAUGCCAAUCAAACUUGUGGACUAUGUGGGGACUUCAAUGGAAUUCCAGUCAGCAACGAAUUUAUUUCAGAGAAGACAAAGCUGACUCCCAUACAGUUUGGGAAUAGACAGAAGAUUGACGGACCCACAGAGCAGUGUGCUGAUCCUGUUCCUUCUGCUGUUCUAAUGAACUGCUCAGCUGAAUUUGCUUCUAUCUGUGAGACAGUAUUAACCAGUACAGCAUUUACAAGCUGUAAUGCACUUGUGAAUGUUCAGGACUACAUUGAAACUUGCAUACAAGACUUAUGCCACUGUGAUAGCUCUAUGGCUGACUUCUGUAUGUGCAACACCUUUGCUGAAUACUCCCGGCAGUGUGCUCAUGCAGGUGGACAGCCUCUGAACUGGAGAACCUCAGAACUGUGUCCCAAAUCAUGUCCUUUCAACAUGCAAUAUCAGGAGUGUGGCUCCCCCUGCUCUGACACAUGCAGCAACCCGGAACGAUCUGCACUUUGUGAAGAUCACUGUACAGAUGGCUGCGUCUGUCCUCCAGGAAUGGUAUUUGAUGAUAUUAAUGGUGCUGGCUGCAUUCCCCGUAAAGAAUGUCAUUGUACCUACGAAGGUGAAACUUAUGCUCCUGGUGCCUCCUUCUCAUCUAAAUGCAGAUCAUGUACCUGUGCUGGAGGUGAAUGGUCUUGUGUCACCCAGUCAUGCCAUGGAACUUGCAGUAUUGAAGGAGGCUCCCACAUCUCAACAUUUGAUGAGAAAUAUUAUUCCUUCUUCGGAGACUGUAGUUAUGUCCUAACCAAGCUCUGUGAUAGCAAUGAAUUCACUGUUCUGGGAGAUAUCUACAAGUGUGGCCUGACUGACACUGAGACAUGCCUAAAGGGUGUAACUGUCAGCCUCAGUGGAGGACAAACUAACAUUGUGAUCCAGCCUUCUGGCAGUGUAUUUGUGAACAUGAUCUACACACAGCUGCCAUUCUCUGCAGCAAAUGUCACCAUCUUCAGACCAUCAUCUUUCUUCAUCAUUCUGCAAACGACCUUUGGUCUUCAGCUACAGGUUCAGCUCGUGCCCCUCAUGCAACUUUUUAUAGACUUAGACCCAUCACAUAAAGGGCAGACCUGUGGUCUCUGUGGUAACUUCAAUGACAUGCAGACAGAUGAUUUCAAAAUCACCAGUGGUGUAGUAGAGGGUACUUCAGCUGUCUUUGGCAAUACUUGGAAAACACAGGCCAAUUGUCCUGAUGUUGAAAAUACCUUUGAGGACCCCUGUACUGUCAGCAUACAAAAUGACCAGUAUGCUCAGCACUGGUGUGGACUACUCUCUGAUACCAUGGGACCUUUUGCUGAAUGUCACUCAACAGUGAAUCCAGAAGUUUACCAGAAGAACUGCAUGUUUGACACUUGUAACUGUGAGAAGAGUGAGGUCUGCAUGUGUGCUGCCCUUUCCAGCUAUGUCAGGGCCUGUGCUGCUAAAGGAGUUCUCCUCACCGGCUGGAGGAGCAAAGCCUGCACAAAAUACACCACCUUGUGUCCGAAAUCCUUGGAGUACGCUUACAAUGUCAAUUCCUGUCAACCCACCUGCCGGUCUCUGAGUGAGCCUGAUGUCACAUGCAACAUCAAGUUUGUCCCAGUUGAUGGCUGCACCUGCAUAAAUGGAACCUAUAUGGAUGAAAGUGGCAAAUGUGUGCCUACUUCUAGCUGUCCUUGUUACUACAAAGGAAUGCCUCUGUCUACUGAAGAAGUUAUUCAUGACAAUGGUGUUGUGUGCACUUGUACGUAUGGAAAGCUGAGCUGCAUUGGAGAGAAACCUGAACCAGUCUGUGUACCUCCCAUGGUCUAUAUUGACUGUGGCAAUGCCACUGCAGAUGUGAUAGGAGCAGGAUGCCAGAAGAGCUGUCAGACUGUAGACAUGGAAUGUUACAGAACGCAGUGUGUCUCUGGCUGUGUAUGUCCUCAUAAUCAAGUGUUAGAUGGCAAAGGUGGCUGUAUAGAUCCAGAGGACUGUCCAUGUGUUCACAAUGGGAAUUCCUACACUCCAGGAGAAUCGAUCAGAGUUGGCUGUAACAACUGCACAUGUAGAAAUAGAAAAUGGCACUGCUCUGAGGAACCUUGCCUGGAAACCUGUUCUGUUUAUGGAGAUGGGCAUUACACCACCUUUGAUGGCAAACGCUUCGAUUUUGAAGGAGACUGUGAAUAUGUUCUGAUCCAGAACUAUUGUGGUCAACAAGGUAUGAAUCAGGGAACCUUCAGAGUCAUCACUGAGAACAUUCCAUGUGGUACUACCGGAACCACCUGCUCCAAGUCUAUUAAAGUUUUCCUGGGGAACUAUGAGCUGGUACUCAGUGACGGACACUCUGAUGUCAUCCAGAGGACACCUGGAGGAAAAAUGCCAUUCCAAAUCCGUUCCAUGGGCAUCUACCUGGUGGUUGACACUACUGUUGGUCUGAUACUCAUGUGGGACAGAAAAACCAGUAUAUUCAUCAAACUUAGUCCCAGCUUUGAGGGACAAGUCUGUGGACUUUGCGGAAACUAUGAUGGCAAUGGAAAUAAUGACUUCACUACUCGCAGUCAAUCUGUGGUAGGAAAUGUGCUGGAGUUUGCCAACAGCUGGAAAGUGUCUUCUAGUUGCCCAAACGCCAAUCGUACCAAGGAUCCAUGCACUGCAAACCCAUACAGGAAAGCCUGGGCACAGAAGCAAUGCAGUAUCAUUACCAGUGAAGUGUUUGCAAAGUGUCACUCACAGGUUGAACCAAAUGAAUAUUAUGAAGCAUGUGUAGAUGAUGCUUGUGCCUGUGACACUGGAGGAGACUGUGAAUGUUUCUGUACAGCAGUAGCUGCCUAUGCUCAAGCGUGCAAUGAGCUGGACAUCUGCAUUUCAUGGAGAACCCCAUCCAUUUGUCCUCUCUUCUGUGACUACUACAAUCCACAAGGGGAAUGUGAGUGGCACUACAAGCCAUGUGGAGCUCCUUGUAUGAAAACCUGCAAUAACCCAAGUGGGAAUUGCCUUCAUGAGUUGAGAGGCUUGGAAGGCUGCUAUCCACACUGUCCAAAGAAUAAGCCCUAUUUCGAUGAAGAAACCAUGACCUGUGUUUCUAAUUGUGGUUGUUAUGAAAAUGGAAAAAAUUACAAACCAGGAAUGCAGAUGCCUUCAAAUCAGAAUUGUCAUUUAUGUGAAUGCACAGAUCAUGGCAAAAAAUGCAAGUACGAUGCAGACGAAUGUGUCUGCAUUUAUGAGGGACGGAACUACAAAUAUAAAGAUGUGAUCUACAAUACUACAGAUGGCACAGGAGGGUGUAUUGUCGCAACCUGUGGUCCCAGUGGAACACUUCAAAGGACUGUCUAUGAAUGUCCAAUCUCAACAUCACCCACAACAGCAACAACAUUUCACUUCAGCACUACGCCACCCGCCACUUCUUCCACAGUGUCUCCAACUACAUCAGUAUGUGUUCAUGAAGUCUGUGAGUGGUCAGAAUGGUAUGAUGGGAGUCUGCAAACCCCUGGCUAUGAUGGUGGAGAUUUUGAAACAUUUGAUGAUUUGAGAGCUAAAGGUUAUGAAGUCUGUAAGGCUCCACGGGCUGUUCAAUGCAGAGCAGAGAAAUUCCCCACUAUACCACUGAAAGACCUUGGCCAAAAAGUAGAAUGCAGUACAACAGCUGGGCUUAUAUGUUACAACAAAGAUCAAAUUUCAACAAUGUGUGACAAUUAUGAAAUCAGAGUCUUAUGCUGUCGAUUUGUACCAUGCUCUUCUACAACACAUUUCACCAUGUCAACACCAAUCACACCACCAGCUACGAGCACAGAAACAUCAAGUCCAGCUGAAGAAACUACAUCAUUUUCAACCACUCUAUCACCAGUUACUCCAACUUCUGAAAGCACAACAUUCACACCUUCAGCUACUAGAGAAAUAACCACACGCACAAGUGAAAUAACAACACCUGUCACCACUUCUCCUUCAACAACUUCUCUUUGUAUUAAAGAACAAUGUUACUGGUCAGUGUGGUAUGAUGUCAGUUAUCCAGGAUCUGGAUACGAAGAUGGAGAUUUUGACACAAUUCAGAACAUUGAAAAGAAGGGAUAUAAAGUCUGUGAUAACAGAAAGGCUGUUGAAUGCAGAGCAGUAAGGUUCCCUAAUACCCCAUAUCCCCUCCUGGAGCAACACAUAACAUGUAACACAGAAGAAGGGUUGAUAUGCUACAAUAAAGACCAACUACCACCCAUCUGCUAUAACUAUAAACUAAGAUUUAAAUGCUGUACAAAUAUGACAGUACCGUGCCAGCCAACUACAGCACCCCAAAAAACUACACAAAAGUCCGAAACUAUUCCCAUUUUUUCAACAACUCUAAGGACAUCAUCGACAGAAGUAUCAACACCACCAUAUUUACAGACCAAACAUAAGGUAACUACAAUCUCAACAACUCCACCAGAAACAGGAUAUAUUCACACAGGAAUUCCACCGCAAUCAACAACAAAAUCAAAAACACAGAAAACAAGUGCAUCACUCUCGACAUACCACUCCUCCACCACGCAGCCCACCUCCUCAGAAAUCGCAUCGCAAACCUACACCAGCACCACCAGCCCCACACCGACACCUACCCUAUACUACGCGAGCGUGACCUCCACCCAGUCCACGACCGCCUGCGAACCCGAGGUGUGCUCCUGGAGCGAAUGGUUCGACGUCGACUUCCCCUCCUCGGGGACCAACCAGGGAGACUUCGAAACCUACCAGCGCAUCCGCGCCGCCGGGAAGGAAGUCUGUCAACGUCCAAAGGAUAUCGAGUGCCGCGCGGAGGACUACCCCGAGGUCUCCAUCCAGCACGUCGGACAGGUCGUGCAGUGCGACGUCCACUUUGGACUGGUCUGCAAGAACGAAGACCAGACUGGCAAAUUUAAGACGUGCCUCAACUACAGGAUCCGCGUCCUCUGCUGCACCCCUAACUACAACUGCCCAAGCAGCACCUCCUUCCCAACCAGCAGCCCCACCAGCAUCAGCACCCGCACUGCCCCAACAUCCUCCAGCGUCACCACCUCCACCUCCACAUACCGCUCCUCCACCACGCAGCCCACCUCCUCAGAGAUCGCAUCGCAAACCUACACCAGCACCACCAGCCCCACACCGACACCUACCCUAUACUACGCGAGCGUGACCUCCACCCAGUCCACGACCGCCUGCGAACCCGAUGUGUGCUCCUGGAGCGAAUGGUUCGACGUCGACUUCCCCUCCUCGGGGACCAACCAGGGAGACUUCGAAACCUACCAGCGCAUCCGCGCCGCCGGGAAGGAAGUCUGUCAACGUCCAAAGGAUAUCGAGUGCCGCGCGGAGGACUACCCCGAGGUCUCCAUCCAGCACGUCGGACAGGUCGUGCAGUGCGACGUCCACUUUGGACUGGUCUGCAAGAACGAAGACCAGACUGGCAAAUUUAAGACGUGCCUCAACUACAGGAUCCGCGUCCUCUGCUGCACCCCUAACUACAACUGCCCAAGCAGCACCUCCUUCCCAACCAGCAGCCCCACCAGCAUCAGCACCCGCACUGCCCCAACAUCCUCCAGCGUCACCACCUCCACCUCCACAUACCGCUCCUCCACCACGCAGCCCACCUCCUCAGAAAUCGCAUCGCAAACCUACACCAGCACCACCAGCCCCACACCGACACCUACCCUAUACUACGCGAGCGUGACCUCCACCCAGUCCACGACCGCCUGCGAACCCGAGGUGUGCUCCUGGAGCGAAUGGUUCGACGUCGACUUCCCCUCCUCGGGGACCAACCAGGGAGACUUCGAAACCUACCAGCGCAUCCGCGCCGCCGGGAAGGAAGUCUGUCAACGUCCAAAGGAUAUCGAGUGCCGCGCGGAGGACUACCCCGAGGUCUCCAUCCAGCACGUCGGACAGGUCGUGCAGUGCGACGUCCACUUUGGACUGGUCUGCAAGAACGAAGACCAGACUGGCAAAUUUAAGACGUGCCUCAACUACAGCAUACGCGUCCUCUGCUGCACCCCUAACUACAACUGCCCAAGCAGCACCUCCUUCCCAACCAGCAGCCCCACCAGCAUCAGCACCCGCACUGCCCCAACAUCCUCCAGCGUCACCACCUCCACCUCCACAUACCGCUCCUCCACCACGCAGCCCACCUCCUCAGAAAUCGCAUCGCAAACCUACACCAGCACCACCAGCCCCACACCGACACCUACCCUAUACUACGCGAGCGUGACCUCCACCCAGUCCACGACCGCCUGCGAACCCGAGGUGUGCUCCUGGAGCGAAUGGUUCGACGUCGACUUCCCCUCCUCGGGGACCAACCAGGGAGACUUCGAAACCUACCAGCGCAUCCGCGCCGCCGGGAAGGAAGUCUGUCAACGUCCAAAGGAUAUCGAGUGCCGCGCGGAGGACUACCCCGAGGUCUCCAUCCAGCACGUCGGACAGGUCGUGCAGUGCGACGUCCACUUUGGACUGGUCUGCAAGAACGAAGACCAGACUGGCAAAUUUAAGACGUGCCUCAACUACAGGAUACGCGUCCUCUGCUGCACCCCUAACUACAACUGCCCAAGCAGCACCUCCUUCCCAACCAGCAGCCCCACCAGCAUCAGCACCCGCACUGCCCCAACAUCCUCCAGCGUCACCACCUCCACCUCCACAUACCGCUCCUCCACCACGCAGCCCACCUCCUCAGAGAUCGCAUCGCAAACCUACACCAGCACCACCAGCCCCACACCGACACCUACCCUAUACUACGCGAGCGUGACCUCCACCCAGUCCACUACCGCCUGCGAACCCGAGGUGUGCUCCUGGAGCGAAUGGUUCGACGUCGACUUCCCCUCCUCGGGGACCAACCAGGGAGACUUCGAAACCUACCAGCGCAUCCGCGCCGCCGGGAAGGAAGUCUGUCAACGUCCAAAGGAUAUCGAGUGCCGCGCGGAGGACUACCCCGAGGUCUCCAUCCAGCACGUCGGACAGGUCGUGCAGUGCGACGUCCAAUUUGGACUGGUCUGCAAGAACGAAGACCAGACUGGCAAAUUUAAGACGUGCCUCAACUACAGGAUACGCGUCCUCUGCUGCACCCCUAACUACAACUGCCCAAGCAGCACCUCCUUCCCAACCAGCAGCCCCACCAGCAUCAGCACCCGCACUGCCCCAACAUCCUCCAGCGUCACCACCUCCACCUCCACAUACCGCUCCUCCACCACGCAGCCCACCUCCUCAGAAAUCGCAUCGCAAACCUACACCAGCACCACCAGCCCCACACCGACACCUACCCUAUACUACGCGAGCGUGACCUCCACCCAGUCCACGACCGCCUGCGAACCCGAGGUGUGCUCCUGGAGCGAAUGGUUCGACGUCGACUUCCCCUCCUCGGGGACCAACCAGGGAGACUUCGAAACCUACCAGCGCAUCCGCGCCGCCGGGAAGGAAGUCUGUCAACGUCCAAAGGAUAUCGAGUGCCGCGCGGAGGACUACCCCGAGGUCUCCAUCCAGCACGUCGGACAGGUCGUGCAGUGCGACGUCCACUUUGGACUGGUCUGCAAGAACGAAGACCAGACUGGCAAAUUUAAGACGUGCCUCAACUACAGGAUCCGCGUCCUCUGCUGCACCCCUAACUACAACUGCCCAAGCAGCACCUCCUUCCCAACCAGCAGCCCCACCAGCAUCAGCACUCGCACUGCCCCAACAUCCUCCAGUGUCACCACCUCCACCUCCACAUACCGCUCCUCCACCACGCAGCCCACCUCCUCAGAAAUCGCAUCGCAAACCUACACCAGCACCACCAGCCCCACACCGACACCUACCCUAUACUACGCGAGCGUGACCUCCACCCAGUCCACGACCGCCUGCGAACCCGAGGUGUGCUCCUGGAGCGAAUGGUUCGACGUCGACUUCCCCUCCUCGGGGACCAACCAGGGAGACUUCGAAACCUACCAGCGCAUCCGCGCCGCCGGGAAGGAAGUCUGUCAACGUCCAAAGGAUAUCGAGUGCCGCGCGGAGGACUACCCCGAGGUCUCCAUCCAGCACGUCGGACAGGUCGUGCAGUGCGACGUCCACUUUGGACUGGUCUGCAAGAACGAAGACCAGACUGGCAAAUUUAAGACGUGCCUCAACUACAGGAUCCGCGUCCUCUGCUGCACCCCUAACUACAACUGCCCAAGCAGCACCUCCUUCCCAACCAGCAGCCCCACCAGCAUCAGCACCCGCACUGCCCCAACAUCCUCCAGCGUCACCACCUCCACCUCCACAUACCGCUCCUCCACCACGCAGCCCACCUCCUCAGAGAUCGCAUCGCAAACCUACACCAGCACCACCAGCCCCACACCGACACCUACCCUAUACUACGCGAGCGUGACCUCCACCCAGUCCACGACCGCCUGCGAACCCGAGGUGUGCUCCUGGAGCGAAUGGUUCGACGUCGACUUCCCCUCCUCGGGGACCAACCAGGGAGACUUCGAAACCUACCAGCGCAUCCGCGCCGCCGGGAAGGAAGUCUGUCAACGUCCAAAGGAUAUCGAGUGCCGCGCGGAGGACUACCCCGAGGUCUCCAUCCAGCACGUCGGACAGGUCGUGCAGUGCGACGUCCACUUUGGACUGGUCUGCCAGAACGAAGACCAGACUGGCAAAUUUAAGACGUGCCUCAACUACAGGAUCCGCGUCCUCUGCUGCACCCCUAACUACAACUGCCCAAGCAGCACCUCCUUCCCAACCAGCAGCCCCACCAGCAUCAGCACCCGCACUGCCCCAACAUCCUCCAGUGUCACCACCUCCACCUCCACAUACCGCUCCUCCACCACGCAGCCCACCUCCUCAGAGAUCGCAUCGCAAACCUACACCAGCACCGCCAGCCCCACACCGACACCUACCCUAUACUACGCGAGCGUGACCUCCACCCAGUCCACGACCGCCUGCGAACCCGAGCUGUGCUCCUGGAGCGAAUGGUUCGACGUCGACUUCCCCUCCUCGGGGACCAACCAGGGAGACUUCGAAACCUACCAGCGCAUCCGCGCUGCCGGGAAGGAAGUCUGUCAACGUCCAAAGGAUAUCGAGUGCCACGCGGAGGACUACCCCGAGGUCUCCAUCCAGCACGUCGGACAGGUCGUGCAGUGCGACGUCCACUUUGGACUGGUCUGCAAGAACGAAGACCAGACUGGCAAAUUUAAGACGUGCCUCAACUACAGGAUCCGCGUCCUCUGCUGCACCCCUAACUACAACUGCCCAAGCAGCACCUCCUUCCCAACCAGCAGCCCCACCAGCAUCAGCACCCGCACUGCCCCAACAUCCUCCAGCGUCACCACCUCCACCUCCACAUACCGCUCCUCCACCACGCAGCCCACCUCCUCAGAGAUCGCAUCGCAAACCUACACCAGCACCACCAGCCCCACACCGACACCUACCCUAUACUACGCGAGCGUGACCUCCACCCAGUCCACGACCGCCUGCGAACCCGAGGUGUGCUCCUGGAGCGAAUGGUUCGACGUUGACUUCCCCUCCUCGGGGACCAACCAGGGAGACUUCGAAACCUACCAGCGCAUCCGCGCCGCCGGGAAGGAAGUCUGUCAACGUCCAAAGGAUAUCGAGUGCCGCGCGGAGGACUACCCCGAGGUCUCCAUCCAGCACGUCGGACAGGUCGUGCAGUGCGACGUCCACUUUGGACUGGUCUGCAAGAACGAAGACCAGACUGGCAAAUUUAAGACGUGCCUCAACUACAGGAUCCGCGUCCUCUGCUGCACCCCUAACUACAACUGCCCAAGCAGCACCUCCUUCCCAACCAGCAGCCCCACCAGCAUCAGCACCCGCACUGCCCCAACAUCCUCCAGCGUCACCACCUCCACCUCCACAUACCGCUCCUCCACCACGCAGCCCACCUCCUCAGAGAUCGCAUCGCAAACCUACACCAGCACCACCAGCCCCACACCGACACCUACCCUAUACUACGCGAGCGUGACCUCCACCCAGUCCACGACCGCCUGCGAACCCGAGGUGUGCUCCUGGAGCGAAUGGUUCGACGUCGACUUCCCCUCCUCGGGGACCAACCAGGGAGACUUCGAAACCUACCAGAGCAUCCGCGCUGCCGGGAAGGAAGUCUGUCAACGUCCAAAGGAUAUCGAGUGCCGCGCGGAGGACUACCCCGAGGUCUCCAUCCAGCACGUCGGACAGGUCGUGCAGUGCGACGUCCACUUUGGACUGGUCUGCAAGAACGAAGACCAGACUGGCAAAUUUAAGACGUGCCUCAACUACAGGAUCCGCGUCCUCUGCUGCACCCCUAACUACAACUGCCCAAGCAGCACCUCCUUCCCAACCAGCAGCCCCACCAGCAUCAGCACCCGCACUGCCCCAACAUCCUCCAGUGUCACCACCUCCACCUCCACAUACCGCUCCUCCACCACGCAGCCCACCUCCUCAGAGAUCGCAUCGCAAACCUACACCAGCACCGCCAGCCCCACACCGACACCUACCCUAUACUACGCGAGCGUGACCUCCACCCAGUCCACGACCGCCUGCGAACCCGAGCUGUGCUCCUGGAGCGAAUGGUUCGACGUCGACUUCCCCUCCUCGGGGACCAACCAGGGAGACUUCGAAACCUACCAGAGCAUCCGCGCUGCCGGGAAGGAAGUCUGUCAACGUCCAAAGGAUAUCGAGUGCCGCGCGGAGGACUACCCCGAGGUCUCCAUCCAGCACGUCGGACAGGUCGUGCAGUGCGACGUCCACUUUGGACUGGUCUGCAAGAACGAAGACCAGACUGGCAAAUUUAAGACGUGCCUCAACUACAGGAUCCGCGUCCUCUGCUGCACCCCUAACUACAACUGCCCAAGCAGCACCUCCUUCCCAACCAGCAGCCCCACCAGCAUCAGCACCCGCACUGCCCCAACAUCCUCCAGCGUCACCACCUCCACCUCCACAUACCGCUCCUCCACCACGCAGCCCACCUCCUCAGAGAUCGCAUCGCAAACCUACACCAGCACCACCAGCCCCACACCGACACCUACCCUAUACUACGCGAGCGUGACCUCCACCCAGUCCAUGACCGCCUGCGAACCCGAGGUGUGCUCCUGGAGCGAAUGGUUCGACGUCGACUUCCCCUCCUCGGGGACCAACCAGGGAGACUUCGAAACCUACCAGCGCAUCCGCGCUGCCGGGAAGGAAGUCUGUCAACGUCCAAAGGAUAUCGAGUGCCGCGCGGAGGACUACCCCGAGGUCUCCAUCCAGCACGUCGGACAGGUCGUGCAGUGCGACGUCCACUUUGGACUGGUCUGCAAGAACGAAGACCAGACUGGCAAAUUUAAGACGUGCCUCAACUACAGGAUCCGCGUCCUCUGCUGCACCCCUAACUACAACUGCCCAAGCAGCACCUCCUUCCCAACCAGCAGCCCCACCAGCAUCAGCACCCGCACUGCCCCAACAUCCUCCAGUGUCACCACCUCCACCUCCACAUACCGCUCCUCCACCACGCAGCCCACCUCCUCAGAGAUCGCAUCGCAAACCUACACCAGCACCACCAGCCCCACACCGACACCUACCCUAUACUACGCGAGCGUGACCUCCACCCAGUCCACGACCGCCUGCGAACCCGAGGUGUGCUCCUGGAGCGAAUGGUUCGACGUCGACUUCCCCUCCUCGGGGACCAACCAGGGAGACUUCGAAACCUACCAGCGCAUCCGCGCCGCCGGGAAGGAAGUCUGUCAACGUCCAAAGGAUAUCGAGUGCCGCGCGGAGGACUACCCCGAGGUCUCCAUCCAGCACGUCGGACAGGUCGUGCAGUGCGACGUCCACUUUGGACUGGUCUGCAAGAACGAAGACCAGACUGGCAAAUUUAAGACGUGCCUCAACUACAGGAUACGCGUCCUCUGCUGCACCCCUAACUACAACUGCCCAAGCAGCACCUCCUUCCCAACCAGCAGCCCCACCAGCAUCAGCACCCGCACUGCCCCAACAUCCUCCAGUGUCACCACCUCCACCUCCACAUACCGCUCCUCCACCACGCAGCCCACCUCCUCAGAGAUCGCAUCGCAAACCUACACCAGCACCACCAGCCCCACACCGACACCUACCCUAUACUACGCGAGCGUGACCUCCACCCAGUCCACGACCGCCUGCGAACCCGAGGUGUGCUCCUGGAGCGAAUGGUUCGACGUCGACUUCCCCUCCUCGGGGACCAACCAGGGAGACUUCGAAACCUACCAGCGCAUCCGCACUGCCGGGAAGGAAGUCUGUCAACGUCCAAAGGAUAUCGAGUGCCGCGCGGAGGACUACCCCGAGGUCUCCAUCCAGCACGUCGGACAGGUCGUGCAGUGCGACGUCCACUUUGGACUGGUCUGCAAGAACGAAGACCAGACUGGCAAAUUUAAGACGUGCCUCAACUACAGGAUCCGCGUCCUCUGCUGCACCCCUAACUACAUCUGCCCAAGCAGCACCUCCUUCCCAACCAGCAGCCCCACCAGCAUCAGCACCCGCACUGCCCCAACAUCUUCCAGUGUCACCACCUCCACCUCCACAUACCGCUCCUCCACCACGCAGCCCACCUCCUCAGAGAUCGCAUCGCAAACCUACACCAGCACCACCAGCCCCACACCGACACCUACCCUAUACUACGCGAGCGUGACCUCCACCCAGUCCACGACCGCCUGCGAACCCGAGGUGUGCUCCUGGAGCGAAUGGUUCGACGUCGACUUCCCCUCCUCGGGGACCAACCAGGGAGACUUCGAAACCUACCAGCGCAUCCGCGCCGCCGGGAAGGAAGUCUGUCAACGUCCAAAGGAUAUCGAGUGCCGCGCGGAGGACUACCCCGAGGUCUCCAUCCAGCACGUCGGACAGGUCGUGCAGUGCGACGUCCACUUUGGACUGGUCUGCAAGAACGAAGACCAGACUGGCAAAUUUAAGACGUGCCUCAACUACAGGAUACGCGUCCUCUGCUGCACCCCUAACUACAACUGCCCAAGCAGCACCUCCUUCCCAACCAGCAGCCCCACCAGCAUCAGCACCCGCACUGCCCCAACAUCCUCCAGUGUCACCACCUCCACCUCCACAUACCGCUCCUCCACCACGCAGCCCACCUCCUCAGAAAUCGCAUCGCAAACCUACACCAGCACCACCAGCCCCACACCGACACCUACCCUAUACUAUGCGAGCGUGACCUCCACCCAGUCCACGACCGCCUGCGAACCCGAGGUGUGCUCCUGGAGCGAAUGGUUCGACGUCGACUUCCCCUCCUCGGGGACCAACCAGGGAGACUUCGAAACCUACCAGCGCAUCCGCGCCGCCGGGAAGGAAGUCUGUCAACGUCCAAAGGAUAUCAAGUGCCGCGCGGAGGACUACCCCGAGGUCUCCAUCCAGCACGUCGGACAGGUCGUGCAGUGCGACGUCCAAUUUGGACUGGUCUGCAAGAACGAAGACCAGACUGGCAAAUUUAAGACAUGCCUCAACUACAGGAUCCGCGUCCUCUGCUGCACCCCUAACUACAACUGCCCAAGCAGCACCUCCUUCCCAACCAGCAGCCCCACCAGCAUCAGCACCCGCACUGCCCCAACAUCCUCCAGUGUCACCACCUCCACCUCCACAUACCGCUCCUCCACCACGCAGCCCACCUCCUCAGAGAUCGCAUCGCAAACCUACACCAGCACCACCAGCCCCACACCGACACCUACCCUAUACUACGCGAGCGUGACCUCCACCCAGUCCACGACCGCCUGCGAACCCGAGGUGUGCUCCUGGAGCGAAUGGUUCGACGUCGACUUCCCCUCCUCGGGGACCAACCAGGGAGACUUCGAAACCUACCAGCGCAUCCGCGCCGCCGGGAAGGAAGUCUGUCAACGUCCAAAGGAUAUCGAGUGCCGCGCGGAGGACUACCCCGAGGUCUCCAUCCAGCACGUCGGACAGGUCGUGCAGUGCGACGUCCACUUUGGACUGGUCUGCAAGAACGAAGACCAGACUGGCAAAUUUAAGACGUGCCUCAACUACAGGAUCCGCGUCCUCUGCUGCACCCCUAACUACAACUGCCCAAGCAGCACCUCCUUCCCAACCAGCAGCCCCACCAGCAUCAGCACCCGCACUGCCCCAACAUCCUCCAGUGUCACCACCUCCACCUCCACAUACCGCUCCUCCACCACGCAGCCCACCUCCUCAGAGAUCGCAUCGCAAACCUACACCAGCACCACCAGCCCCACACCGACACCUACCCUAUACUACGCGAGCGUGACCUCCACCCAGUCCACGACCGCCUGCGAACCCGAGGUGUGCUCCUGGAGCGAAUGGUUCGACGUCGACUUCCCCUCCUCGGGGACCAACCAGGGAGACUUCGAAACCUACCAGCGCAUCCGCGCCGCCGGGAAGGAAGUCUGUCAACGUCCAAAGGAUAUCGAGUGCCGCGCGGAGGACUACCCCGAGGUCUCCAUCCAGCACGUCGGACAGGUCGUGCAGUGCGACGUCCACUUUGGACUGGUCUGCAAGAACGAAGACCAGACUGGCAAAUUUAAGACGUGCCUCAACUACAGGAUCCGCGUCCUCUGCUGCACCCCUAACUACAACUGCCCAAGCAGCACCUCCUUCCCAACCAGCAGCCCCACCAGCAUCAGCACCCGCACAGCCCCAACAUCCUCCAGCGUCACCACCUCCACCUCCACAUACCGCUCCUCCACCACGCAGCCCACCUCCUCAGAAAUCGCAUCGCAAACCUACACCAGCACCACCAGCCCCACACCGACACCUACCCUAUACUAUGCGAGCGUGACCUCCACCCAGUCCACGACCGCCUGCGAACCCGAGGUGUGCUCCUGGAGCGAAUGGUUCGACGUCGACUUCCCCUCCUCAGGGACCAACCAGGGAGACUUCGAAACCUACCAGCGCAUCCGCGCCGCCGGGAAGGAAGUCUGUCAACGUCCAAAGGAUAUCGAGUGCCGCGCGGAGGACUACCCCGAGGUCUCCAUCCAGCACGUCGGACAGGUCGUGCAGUGCGACGUCCAAUUUGGACUGGUCUGCAAGAACGAAGACCAGACUGGCAAAUUUAAGACGUGCCUCAACUACAGGAUCCGCGUCCUCUGCUGCACCCCUAACUACAACUGCCCAAGCAGCACCUCCUUCCCAACCAGCAGCCCCACCAGCAUCAGCACCCGCACUGCCCCAACAUCCUCCAGUGUCACCACCUCCACCUCCACAUACCGCUCCUCCACCACGCAGCCCACCUCCUCAGAGAUCGCAUCGCAAACCUACACCAGCACCACCAGCCCCACACCGACACCUACCCUAUACUACACGAGCGUGACCUCCACCCAGUCCACGACCGCCUGCGAACCCGAGGUGUGCUCCUGGAGCGAAUGGUUCGACGUCGACUUCCCCUCCUCGGGGACCAACCAGGGAGACUUCGAGACCUACCAGCGCAUCCGCGCCGCCGGGAAGGAAGUCUGUCAACGUCCAAAGGAUAUCGAGUGCCGCGCGGAGGACUACCCCGAGGUCUCCAUCCAGCACGUCGGACAGGUCGUGCAGUGCGACGUCCAAUUUGGACUGGUCUGCAAGAACGAAGACCAGACUGGCAAAUUUAAGACGUGCCUCAACUACAGGAUCCGCGUCCUCUGCUGCACCCCUAACUACAACUGCCCAAGCAGCACCUCCUUCCCAACCAGCAGCCCCACCAGCAUCAGCACCCGCACUGCCCCAACAUCCUCCAGUGUCACCACCUCCACCUCCACAUACCGCUCCUCCACCACGCAGCCCACCUCCUCAGAGAUCGCAUCGCAAACCUACACCAGCACCGCCAGCCCCACACCGACACCUACCCUAUACUACGCGAGCGUGACCUCCACCCAGUCCACGACCGCCUGCGAACCCGAGGUGUGCUCCUGGAGCGAAUGGUUCGACGUCGACUUCCCCUCCUCGGGGACCAACCAGGGAGACUUCGAAACCUACCAGCGCAUCCGCGCUGCCGGGAAGGAAGUCUGUCAACGUCCAAAGGAUAUCGAGUGCCGCGCGGAGGACUACCCCGAGGUCUCCAUCCAGCACGUCGGACAGGUCGUGCAGUGCGACGUCCACUUUGGACUGGUCUGCAAGAACGAAGACCAGACUGGCAAAUUUAAGACGUGCCUCAACUACAGGAUCCGCGUCCUCUGCUGCACCCCUAACUACAACUGCCCAAGCAGCACCUCCUUCCCAACCAGCAGCCCCACCAGCAUCAGCACCCGCACUGCCCCAACAUCCUCCAGCGUCACCACCUCCACCUCCACAUACCGCUCCUCCACCACGCAGCCCACCUCCUCAGAAAUCGCAUCGCAAACCUACACCAGCACCACCAGCCCCACACCGACACCUACCCUAUACUAUGCGAGCGUGACCUCCACCCAGUCCACGACCGCCUGCGAACCCGAGGUGUGCUCCUGGAGCGAAUGGUUCGACGUCGACUUCCCCUCCUCAGGGACCAACCAGGGAGACUUCGAAACCUACCAGCGCAUCCGCGCCGCCGGGAAGGAAGUCUGUCAACGUCCAAAGGAUAUCGAGUGCCGCGCGGAGGACUACCCCGAGGUCUCCAUCCAGCACGUCGGACAGGUCGUGCAGUGCGACGUCCAAUUUGGACUGGUCUGCAAGAACGAAGACCAGACUGGCAAAUUUAAGACGUGCCUCAACUACAGGAUCCGCGUCCUCUGCUGCACCCCUAACUACAACUGCCCAAGCAGCACCUCCUUCCCAACCAGCAGCCCCACCAGCAUCAGCACCCGCACUGCCCCAACAUCCUCCAGCGUCACCACCUCCACCUCCACAUACCGCUCCUCCACCACGCAGCCCACCUCCUCAGAGAUCGCAUCGCAAACCUACACCAGCACCACCAGCCCCACACCGACACCUACCCUAUACUACACGAGCGUGACCUCCACCCAGUCCACGACCGCCUGCGAACCCGAGCUGUGCUCCUGGAGCGAAUGGUUCGACGUCGACUUCCCCUCCUCGGGGACCAACCAGGGAGACUUCGAGACCUACCAGCGCAUCCGCGCCGCCGGGAAGGAAGUCUGUCAACGUCCAAAGGAUAUCGAGUGCCGCGCGGAGGACUACCCCGAGGUCUCCAUCCAGCACGUCGGACAGGUCGUGCAGUGCAACGUCCAAUUUGGACUGGUCUGCAAGAACGAAGACCAGACUGGCAAAUUUAAGACGUGCCUCAACUACAGGAUCCGCGUCCUCUGCUGCACCCCUAACUACAACUGCCCAAGCAGCACCUCCUUCCCAACCAGCAGCCCCACCAGCAUCAGCACCCGCACUGCCCCAACAUCCUCCAGUGUCACCACCUCCACCUCCACAUACCGCUCCUCCACCACGCAGCCCACCUCCUCAGAGAUCGCAUCGCAAACCUACACCAGCACCACCAACCCCACACCGACACCUACCCUAUACUACGCGAGCGUGACCUCCACCCAGUCCACGACCGCCUGCGAACCCGAGGUGUGCUCCUGGAGCGAAUGGUUCGACGUCGACUUCCCCUCCUCGGGGACCAACCAGGGAGACUUCGAAACCUACCAGCGCAUCCGCGCCGCCGGGAAGGAAGUCUGUCAACGUCCAAAGGAUAUCGAGUGCCGCGCGGAGGACUACCCCGAGGUCUCCAUCCAGCACGUCGGACAGGUCGUGCAGUGCGACGUCCACUUUGGACUGGUCUGCAAGAACGAAGACCAGACUGGCAAAUUUAAGACGUGCCUCAACUACAGGAUCCGCGUCCUCUGCUGCACCCCUAACUACAACUGCCCAAGCAGCACCUCCUUCCCAACCAGCAGCCCCACCAGCAUCAGCACCCGCACUGCCCCAACAUCCUCCAGUGUCACCACCUCCACCUCCACAUACCGCUCCUCCACCACGCAGCCCACCUCCUCAGAGAUCGCAUCGCAAACCUACACCAGCACCGCCAGCCCCACACCGACACCUACCCUAUACUACGCGAGCGUGACCUCCACCCAGUCCACGACCGCCUGCGAACCCGAGCUGUGCUCCUGGAGCGAAUGGUUCGACGUCGACUUCCCCUCCUCGGGGACCAACCAGGGAGACUUCGAAACCUACCAGCGCAUCCGCGCCGCCGGGAAGGAAGUCUGUCAACGUCCAAAGGAUAUCGAGUGCCGCGCGGAGGACUACCCCGAGGUCUCCAUCCAGCACGUCGGACAGGUCGUGCAGUGCGACGUCCACUUUGGACUGGUCUGCAAGAACGAAGACCAGACUGGCAAAUUUAAGACGUGCCUCAACUACAGGAUCCGCGUCCUCUGCUGCACCCCUAACUACAACUGCCCAAGCAGCACCUCCUUCCCAACCAGCAGCCCCACCAGCAUCAGCACCCGCACUGCCCCAACAUCCUCCAGUGUCACCACCUCCACCUCCACAUACCGCUCCUCCACCACGCAGCCCACCUCCUCAGAGAUCGCAUCGCAAACCUACACCAGCACCACCAGCCCCACACCGACACCUACCCUAUACUACGCGAGCGUGACCUCCACCCAGUCCACGACCGCCUGCGAACCCGAGGUGUGCUCCUGGAGCGAAUGGUUCGACGUCGACUUCCCCUCCUCGGGGACCAACCAGGGAGACUUCGAAACCUACCAGCGCAUCCGCGCCGCCGGGAAGGAAGUCUGUCAACGUCCAAAGGAUAUCGAGUGCCGCGCGGAGGACUACCCCGAGGUCUCCAUCCAGCACGUCGGACAGGUCGUGCAGUGCGACGUCCAAUUUGGACUGGUCUGCAAGAACGAAGACCAGACUGGCAAAUUUAAGACGUGCCUCAACUACAGGAUCCGCGUCCUCUGCUGCACCCCUAACUACAACUGCCCAAGCAGCACCUCCUUCCCAACCAGCAGCCCCACCAGCAUCAGCACCCGCACUGCCCCAACAUCCUCCAGUGUCACCACCUCCACCUCCACAUACCGCUCCUCCACCACGCAGCCCACCUCCUCAGAGAUCGCAUCGCAAACCUACACCAGCACCACCAGCCCCACACCGACACCUACCCUAUACUACGCGAGCGUGACCUCCACCCAGUCCACGACCGCCUGCGAACCCGAGGUGUGCUCCUGGAGCGAAUGGUUCGACGUCGACUUCCCCUCCUCGGGGACCAACCAGGGAGACUUCGAAACCUACCAGCGCAUCCGCGCCGCCGGGAAGGAAGUCUGUCAACGUCCAAAGGAUAUCGAGUGCCGCGCGGAGGACUACCCCGAGGUCUCCAUCCAGCACGUCGGACAGGUCGUGCAGUGCGACGUCCACUUUGGACUGGUCUGCAAGAACGAAGACCAGACUGGCAAAUUUAAGACGUGCCUCAACUACAGGAUCCGCGUCCUCUGCUGCACCCCUAACUACAACUGCCCAAGCAGCACCUCCUUCCCAACCAGCAGCCCCACCAGCAUCAGCACCCGCACUGCCCCAACAUCCUCCAGCGUCACCACCUCCACCUCCACAUACCGCUCCUCCACCACGCAGCCCACCUCCUCAGAGAUCGCAUCGCAAACCUACACCAGCACCACCAGCCCCACACCGACACCUACCCUAUACUACGCGAGCGUGACCUCCACCCAGUCCACGACCGCCUGCGAACCCGAGGUGUGCUCCUGGAGCGAAUGGUUCGACGUCGACUUCCCCUCCUCGGGGACCAACCAGGGAGACUUCGAGACCUACCAGCGCAUCCGCGCCGCCGGGAAGGAAGUCUGUCAACGUCCAAAGGAUAUCGAGUGCCGCGCGGAGGACUACCCCGAGGUCUCCAUCCAGCACGUCGGACAGGUCGUGCAGUGCGACGUCCACUUUGGACUGGUCUGCAAGAACGAAGACCAGACUGGCAAAUUUAAGACGUGCCUCAACUACAGGAUCCGCGUCCUCUGCUGCACCCCUAACUACAACUGCCCAAGCAGCACCUCCUUCCCAUCCACCAGCCUCACUACCAGCAGUGCCACAUCUGAACCUUGCUGUACCAGCACUUCUUCUACCCCUGUAUCAACACCAUGUUUCUGUAAAAUUGGCAGUUCUGUUUUUUCACCUGGUGAAAUGAUUUACAACCGUAUGGAUAGUGACGGAUGUAGAUUUUAUGCCAUCUGUAGUCCAAUAUGUACUGUUGAACGACAUGCUCUGGAUUGUAACGUUACUACUCCUCUAUCCACUACUUCUCCUGAAUGGUCUACCGUAACAACAACAGUUCCUCUGCCUACCACUUCUGGAAGACUUCCUUUUCAUGGUUGUGUUUCUGCUACUUACCCUCCCCUUCAACCUGGACAAAGAUACAAAUUAUCCAACUGUACAGAACUCAUCUGUAAGGGAGACAACAAGGUAGAAGUAAUUCCAACGCACUGCCCACCUGUAAAGGAAAUUACCUGUGCAAACAAAUAUCCAGCAAUACUGGUACCUGAUGAAAAUGGCUGCUGUUAUCAUUAUGAGUGUCAAUGUGUGUGCAGUGGAUGGGGUGAUCCUCACUAUAUUACUUUUGAUGGAACCUACUAUACUUUCCUUGAAAACUGCACUUAUGUCCUGGUGAAACAGAUUGUGCCUAAAUAUGACAACUUCCGUGUUUACAUUGACAAUUAUUACUGCGAUGCAGAAGAUGGACUUUCCUGCCCUAAAUCCAUUAUUAUUUUCUAUAAAUCUGCAGAAGUGCUGCUGACCCGUAAACUCAUGAAUGGUGUGAUGACCAAUGUGAUGUACUUCAACCACAAGAUUGUGAAAGCAGGCUUCAAAAAAGAUGGCAUUUCUUUCUCAACACUUGGCAUCAACAUGAUUGUUGAAAUACCAGAGAUUGGUGCAACCAUCACCUUUAGUGGGCUGAUUUUCUCUGUGAAACUCCCAUACAGCAAAUUUGGCAACAACACCGAAGGACAGUGUGGAACAUGUACAAAUAAUAAAGCAGAUGAAUGCCGCUUACCAAAUGGUAAGAUCAUUUCUUCCUGUCCCCAAAUGGCUCAUCACUGGAUUGUUGAUAACAACAAGUCAUGCCAUGGAGUACCAAUACCACCAGUUGUAACUACACCUCCGCCAAAGCCUCACUGUGGAACGCCUUCUCUUUGCAAGCUUAUCUGGAGCAAGAUUUUUGCAGAAUGCCAUGCUGUGAUACCACCAGAACCAUUUUUCAAAGGCUGUGUUUUUGACGGAUGUCGUAUAGCUAAUAAAUCCAUGCAGUGUUCCAGUUUGGAGAUAUAUGCUACAGAGUGUGCUGCUAGAGGUGUCUGCAUUGACUGGAGAGGAAAGACCAAUAAUACAUGCUCAUACACCUGUCCAUCAAGCUUGGUAUACAAGCCAUGCGGACCCAUUAAUCCUGCUACCUGUGACCCAAGCUUUGUUGAGCUUCCUGGCUAUGGAGUAACUGAAGGAUGUUUCUGUCCUGAAGGAAAGACACUCAUGAGUGAAGACAGCGACAUCUGUGUCUCUGAAUGCUCUUGCAGGGAACCAAAUGGAGUAUCCAGAUGGCCAGGAGAAAAAUGGAUGAAAGACUGCCAGGAAUGUGUCUGUGACAAACAUACUCUUAAAGUGCACUGUGAAAAACACAAGUGUGCUCUGACACAGCAAGUAUUUUGUGAUGAACCAGGUUAUAUGCCUGUUCAGACACAGAUACCAGAAGACCCAUGCUGUACCAGGACUGAGUGCUACUGCAACACUAGCCUCUGCCCUGAGGUCACACACCACUGCUUAGAGGGACAGGAAGUAGUCACAAUAAUGCAGCCUGGAAAAUGCUGUCCUACCUUUGAAUGUAGACAUGGCUGUGUAGUCAAUGAAACCUACUAUGCACCUGGAGCUGUCAUUCCAUCAGGCUCCUGUGAAGAAUGCACCUGCUCUGAAUCCUCUUACUCAAGCCCUCACCAGGCUAUUGUCAAGUGCAAGCCUGUUAUCUGUGACACAUACUGCCCAGCGGGUUAUAAGUAUACAAAGAAACCUGGAGAGUGUUGCGGCACGUGCAAGGCAGCAGCUUGCAUAGUGACUGUAGGAGACAUUACACGUGUGCUCCAGGUUGGAGAACUCUGGAACCCACCUGUUGAUAACUGUACAACUUAUACAUGUGAAGAAUAUGAUGACCAGUUCAUUCAGGUCAUCUUACAGAAAAGCUGUCCUCCCUUUAACCCUGAUGACUGUGAUCCAGAUGACAUCAAACUAUCUGAUGAUGGCUGCUGUAAAGAAUGCCAAGUAAAACUAAAGAGUUGUAUGAAGCACAAUACUACUACUGUCAUCAAAUAUCAUGGAUGUGUAUCUCCUGCACCAGUUGAGAUGACAUACUGUGAAGGCAGCUGUGAUGCUUACUCACGAUAUUCUCCAGAGGCAAAUACAAUGGAACAUAAAUGCUCAUGUUGUCAAGAAACCAAGACCAGCCAAAGAAAGGUGACUCUGACGUGCAGUGAUGGAACCUACCUUGAUCACUCAUACACCUAUGUGGAGAAAUGCAGCUGUGUGAGUGCUGAGUGCAUUUCCCAAGUCAGCACCCAACAGGCAACAAACGAGAUAAAGACCUCUCAGGAACAAGCAAAUGUCUAAAGUUAGAACUAGAGAGAAGUCAUCAAACAAGGAUUGAACAUAAGACUAAAAAAGAAGAACUUUGAAAAAAACACAAAAGUGUCAAAAGCAGCUAAAAUUUUGGAUGAACAGAUGAUAUUUUCUGCAUACAAACUCAGUAUGACUGUCCACAUUAUUCUGGUUUUCAUUACUAAUAUAUCUCCUAUUGUUUUUCAUGUGUUUUCUUUUACACCUUGAGAGGUGUAAGGUCAUAAGAGCAUAAGGUCAUUUUGACAUUUCUUGUUUGUUUGUUUGUCUUCUGAGAAUUGCUGUACCGUAAGACUGAAAGCUGGAUUUACACUUGCACAAGUCUAUUACAAGAACAACAUUCUUUUCUGGCUUGAAGCUUGCCUGUGGUGGCAUAACAAGGACACUUGACAAUAUCUAAUAUGUCCAUUAAUGUAGGCUGACCUUUUUAAUAACAUUUGCACUCCAGUUCAUUGACACCAAUCAAAAGCUAAAGUCCAGAAAACAAACAAACAAAACCCAAGGAAAACUGUACCUCUCUGUUUCUUUAGUUUUCUUUUUACAUUACGGAAAACUUAGACUGCAGAAAGCCAUAUCUUCUCAAAACUAUAAACUUCAAUAUUUUGAAAAAUUUAUAAUGGGCAUAUUUCCUUAUAUAUUCUCAUGAGAAAAAGAACUCCUACCAUAAGAAGCUGCUGCAUACUACUCUUUGUUUACAUAACACCAUCAGCAUGGUAACUGUAUGAAAAUAUGGAAUUUUUUUGUUUGUGAUUAACUGUUUACAGAAGAAGUAUAUAUAUAUGUAUUUUUGCCAACAGGGCAUAUGAAGGAUUUUUGUAAACAAAUAAUAGUAAUAAUAAUAAUAAUUGUAAAUUCUUUCCUAGGAAGCUUUUAAAAGUUGUACUAUUGCUAUUUAUUUUGGUUUUGGAAAAUUGAUUUAUUGGGUCAUUUCUUUCACAAUUAAUGAUAUCCCAUUUCUUAGUCUUAGUCAUGUUAUCUGGGUGUGGUAUAUUUUUGCCUUCUAUUUUGUUUUGGAAUAUUUUCUUCCUUAUGAAAAAGUAAUGAUGAUUAAUAAAUUUAAAGCAUUUUA
Molecule: messenger RNA, 24118 nt
Organism: Strigops habroptila (Kakapo)
Lineage: Eukaryota; Metazoa; Chordata; Aves; Psittaciformes; Psittacidae
Product: mucin-5AC-like
Exons: 49
Coding region: 31-23043 (7670 amino acids)
Cellular component (GO): extracellular matrix
Molecular function (GO): protein binding
Source: RefSeq, a predicted model, not a curated record